AAGUCCACGGUAGUGAAGCAGCUACGCUUUGCUAGGAGCUAACAGCCCGGUGUUAUACCUCUGUUUAUUCCACCGCUAACAUCUGCUUUCACCCCCCGGAGAGGUGUGUUACAGGUCAUCAUCAUGGGUGAACCGCAGCAGGUCAGUGCCCUGCCCCCUCCGCCCAUGCAGUACAUCAAAGAGUACACCGAUGAAAACAUCCGUAAAGGUCUGGCUCCCAAGCCCCCUCCACCCAUCAGAGACAACUACAUGAUGUUUGGCAACCAGUUCCAGUGUGACGACCUCAUCAUCCGGCCCCUGGAGAGCCAGGGCAUCGAGCGGCUCCAUCCUAUGCAGUUUGACCACAAGCGGGAGCUGAAGAAGCUCAACAUGUCCAUUCUCGUGAACUUUCUGGACCUGCUGGACAUCCUCAUCAAGAGCCCUGGUAGCAUAAAGCGUGAAGAAAAGCUGGAGGACAUAAAGCUUCUGUUUGUUCACUUGCACCACUUGAUAAAUGAGUACAGGCCGCAUCAAGCCAGGGAGACGCUGAGGGUGAUGAUGGAGGUGCAGAAGAGGCAGAGGCUGGACACAGCUGAGAGGUUCCAGAAACAUUUGGAGAGAGUGGUGGAGAUGAUUCAGGGGUGCCUCACCUCGCUGCCCGAUGACUUACCACAGAUCGAGGGUCCAGAUGGUGCUGGUGAGGGGACAAGGAAUAUGUCUGCAGCAGCGGGUGUUGGUAGUUCUUCUGGCCUGGCCCCCAGGCUGAAAAGUGAACCUAUGGAUGUAGAGGAAGCAGGGGCCAGCUGUAUGGCAGUGGCUCAACAGGACAAAAGCAUCCCUCCUUUGAGGAGAGAGAAAAUAUGGGACAAAGACGCUGCUAUGUGCAGUAUUAUUGAUGAAAUUGCUUAAGUUUUGUAUUGGGUAUUCGUGUUUCUUUUUUGUGCAUCUUAACUGUGUGUUUUUGUGAGCUUUAUUAGUGUAAGAGGGAAGAAGUUGGCUGGGUCUGAAAUGCUGACUGGACUAGUGUUUUAUUUAAAAGCAAUCACAUAGAUAUUAUCACCACUACCUUGGAACAUUUUCCAAGAAUUUAGAUGUCACACAGAUCGACCGGGAAGCCAAUUUUCAGUUUUUGUAAUAAAAACAAUUUCCAAACAUC
This is a messenger RNA of Limanda limanda (common dab), 1135 nucleotides long. RefSeq names its product mediator complex subunit 7 (gene med7). Lineage: Eukaryota; Metazoa; Chordata; Actinopteri; Pleuronectiformes; Pleuronectidae. Gene Ontology annotation, molecular function: transcription coregulator activity. The record is from RefSeq and is a predicted model, not a curated record. The transcript has 2 exons. Bases 124 to 888 code for a protein of 254 amino acids. Gene Ontology annotation, biological process: regulation of transcription by RNA polymerase II. Gene Ontology annotation, cellular component: mediator complex.